Messenger RNA from Brassica napus (rape), 663 nucleotides. RefSeq lists its product as uncharacterized. The record is from RefSeq and is a predicted model, not a curated record. The transcript has 3 exons. Lineage: Eukaryota; Viridiplantae; Streptophyta; Magnoliopsida; Brassicales; Brassicaceae. The coding region runs from base 222 to 518 and encodes 98 amino acids.
CAGUCAAACACAGAAUGAACUCUUCGCGGUCCAAUUGAUUUAAUCGGACGAACCAAAAUUGAUUCAUCGGUUUAGACCCGGUUAAAGAUUUAGGUUAAUCAAUCUCUCAUCAUUUUUCUCGUCUUAAACCAGGAGAGAGUUAGUUGAUCUCGACCGAUCCGGAAGAAUCAGCGCCACUCUCAUCCUCCUCCUGGCUUUGCUCUCGGAACCUUUUGAAGAAGAUGAGCAGCGAAGUUGCUAGAGUUUACCGAGACAUUCUUAAAGCAGUGGUGAAACAUGUUGGGAAAGAAGACCACAAGUCUCAUUUCACCGACUUUGUCAAGCGCGAGUUUCGCAACAACUCAAACUCACUCCACCUUGCCCGCAACUACACUUAUCUUCUUAAUAGCAUUCACUCUCACAAGGAUCUGUUGUUCUCAUACAACAUUGCAGUUGAUAGAACUGAAGAAAUGAAACGGGUGCUUGGCAAAUCUGCAGCUAGUGUGGGGCUUCGUCUUCCCGAGGUUUACCAGCCUUGAUCAUUACACAUUCCUCCUUUUCUUUCCGGGGAUUUAAGCCAGCCACUCUGGUUUCUUCUUCUUUUUCUUGGAAUAAGUGUGAUCCUCUUUGUAGCCAGACGACAGCUCUUGCAUUCAAAGAUCUGAGAUGCAUUCAUUUCAAUUU